AUGCGUUCCAAAUUCUUCGACAACGUUCUGGUCAUCGUCCACACCAAUUUGAUUGAGAAAAUAGACGCCAAGGGUCUUGCGGUUAUUAUGGUUGGCGUUGGAAUGGUUAAUGCCACGGCCACGUGGAUGUACCUAUCGUCGGAAUUGCUUAGUGCCACUAAUGACACCAGUCUUAGGCAAGUAUCAAAAGAUUGUACAAAUAAGUAUGCUUUCGCCGGGCAUGCACUCCAAGCUUUGGUUCAAGAUUUGGCUGUGGAAGGCUAUGAUUAUCCGAAUGUGUGUCGGAAUGCGUUUAGGAGGUAUCCAGGAAUGGCUGCAUUAAGGAGGUAUCCAGGAAUGGCGUAUCCGCCGGAGAUUGGUCGGAGAAAGGAUGGGUUGAAGCGGAUUUGUGAUGUAAUUUUGGAGAUUAUUGAUGCUAUUAGCAAUAAUUGGUAACUAGCUAGCUAGUAUGUACUUUUUAA
This is a messenger RNA of Tripterygium wilfordii, 461 nucleotides long. RefSeq names its product cell wall / vacuolar inhibitor of fructosidase 2-like. NCBI's taxonomy places the organism in Eukaryota, Viridiplantae, Streptophyta, Magnoliopsida, Celastrales, Celastraceae. The transcript is spliced from 2 exons. The record is from RefSeq and is a predicted model, not a curated record. Bases 1 to 435 code for a protein of 144 amino acids.